AUGGUACUCUUAACGUUGCUUGGAGUAACUGCUUUAAUUCUAAGAGAAAGGAAGAAGGUCAACAUCACUCACUCAGGUCAAAAAGAAAAUGCAGAGCAGAGUGAUGUACCACCUGUGAAGAGUCCUGAUGGCCGAGAACUCGAUGACCCAGAUACAGUCUGUGCCGCGUCCAGCUGUAAUAAUGACAUCCACCAAUCUACAGUCUGUGCACCAUCCGACUCUUCUGUUGACUUCUCUCCAGCUUCUUUCAGUGCCACAUCCAGCAGUACUGAUAAUGUCCCCCAAGCUACAGUAUGUGCCGCGUCCGGCUGUAAUAGUGACGUCUCCAAUGAUAAUGUCCCCCAAUGUGCAGCCUGUGCUCUAUUAGACAUUAGUGAAGACUUCACCCAAGCUACAGUCUGGUCCGUGUUGGCCAAUGGUGAUGACGUCUCCCAAUGCGCAGACUAUGCCCUGUUAGAUGACAGAGAUGAUCUCCCCCAAGCUACAUCUCCAUUUCACGAAACAUUAGACUGUAGAGUCAAUGUCCCCCAAGCUUCAGCCUGUGCAGCGGCCGACUGUAGUGUUGAUGCUCCCCAAGAUCCAGUUUGUGAGACAGAGGACACUGUCCCACCUCAGUCAAGCCAGAUACAAGAGGAUGAGACAGCUAUUGUCAUCAAUUCACGCCGUUAUGAAGUCAAAGGUCAUCUGGGUGAAGGAGGCUUUGGAACUGUUUAUGCAGCGACUCGUUUGGAUGAUGGCCUACAGGUGGCAGUAAAAUUUGCAUCCAUCUGGGACACGAAACUCAUCAGCAUUGACGGCUAUCCUGAACCUCUUCCACUGGAGGUGGCUUUGCAAAUUCUUGCAAAUAAAGGCCCCAGGGUUCAGGAAAUCAUCCAGCUUCUGGACUGGCAGGUGGAGCCUGACCAUUACUUUAUGGUGCUAGAGCGGCCCAUGCCCUGUCAGUCCUUGUAUGAAUAUUUAAAGUGCUACGAGGACACCAUUGAAGAGGACGUGGCACGAGUUAUAAUGCACCAGGCAAUAUUCGCAGCUCGAACAUGCUGCCUGCGUGGAGUGUUUCACCGGGACAUUAAGCUGGAAAACCUUCUGAUUAACCCGGACACACUCCAAGUCAAAUUAAUUGACUUUGGCUGCGGUGCGAUCCUCACCGACGCGGGUUACACGUCCUUUGCUGGCACAACAGAGUACUGCCCUCCAGAGUAUUACAUGACCGACAAGUACCACGGCGAACCAGCGACAGUGUGGUCACUCGGGAUCCUCUUGUUUGUGAUACUUUUUUGUCAAUUUCCAAAGAGACGGGACCUGCAGAAGAUGAAUGGUGAAAGCUGGACCAAAGCUGGCUUUUCGAAAGAAUGCUGUGAUUUUAUUCGCUGCUGUCUACAGAUCGACCCGAAGCAGCGAAUAGAACUGGACAUGCUCAGUCUCCACGACUGGUUUAUGGUGAAUACAUUUAGAUGA
This is a messenger RNA of Carassius gibelio (silver crucian carp), 1455 nucleotides long. RefSeq names its product serine/threonine-protein kinase pim-3-like. Gene Ontology annotation, biological process: regulation of mitotic cell cycle; protein autophosphorylation; negative regulation of apoptotic process. The coding region runs from base 1 to 1455 and encodes 484 amino acids. The record is from RefSeq and is a predicted model, not a curated record. The transcript has 8 exons. Lineage: Eukaryota; Metazoa; Chordata; Actinopteri; Cypriniformes; Cyprinidae. Gene Ontology annotation, cellular component: cytoplasm. Gene Ontology annotation, molecular function: ATP binding; protein serine/threonine kinase activity.